UGUCGAACGCGCGAAUCCUUCGUGUAUCGCCAGCUGAACAACACGAGAGAGAGCGUCUGCUCUCUCUCCGCUCACAACCACUCACACAGUGAGAGGGCGUAGCGCUGCCUUUCGUGCAUAGGUAUUUGCGCGCGCUCUCUCCCUCUCUCGCGUUGCAUGUUUUUCCUUUUGAUGUUGGGGUGUGUAUGUUCGCUCACCGCACUGCCAGCCUGCCUUUUCAUGCUCUCAGCCACCGCCGCACGGUCACCAGCAGCUUAGUGUCGGUCCGUACUCGAAGCCGGCUGGAAGCGCCUCUCUGUAUCAGUUUUUAUGUUUCGAUCACACACUCCCUUCAGUUUGUUCCAUCAGUUUUUUGUUCCUUCUUGUGUGUGGGGAUUUCGAGUAGUGUGUUGUUAGUGAAGCCUCCGAUUUGUUGAGUUUGGUUUUUUAGUGAAAAAAAAAAUCAUUGUUGUUGAGUGUUUUACGUUGUUGCAUUUAUUGGACACCUACGCAGCAGGAUUUUCCCGAGGAAAAUCACCACCCACUCACGCCGCAGCACACAACACCUAUUAGGAAAGGACUCCCACCCACGUCCUACGCCAGGAUGUUGUUGGCGGAUUUUGGAACGAAACCCUGCACCGCUAUGAGCUUGUUUCGUUUGAAGCUGGAAGGAAAAAUGAAAAAGUGAUGUUUGGAAAAAAUACUCAAAAAAUGUUAUGUGGAUUUUGUUGAGCGAAAAGCGCAAAUAUAAGUGAAAAGUAAUUGAAAAUACUAAGUUUCAAAAAGUUUGGUUUCAAAUAAAACAAGAAAAACAAAACAAAAAACUUGUGAUAAAUAUUAAAAGUGAGCAGCAAGCCGAAGAGAGAGGAGCGUGCGGGAGAGAGCGGAAAAGUCCGGAAAAGCUCCACGAAUUUCCACGCACCACGCGCGGGAAAAGGCCACGUGAAACCACGCACGAACGCAGUGGCGACGGCAGUCAACAACAUCGCGCGAGCUCAACAUCACACCACGCGCUGCUGGACAAAAGUUUAAAACCCGACUAUUCUUCGCCUCUCCAGUUUACAACUACCGUUUUUUCCUGCAAGUUUUAAGCUAUUCUUAACAAAAAAAAAGUAACCAGAGUUAAUCCACCUUACAAAGUUGCGUUAAAAAGUCCAACAAAAACGACAACCAAGAAAAGGGGAAAUCGCCAACAGUUUUUUCGCGCACUCGCGAGUUUCAAGUGCUUUUCUACAAGAUUUAAGCGAUUUUUACACCUCUUUAAUAAACGUCACUUUUUAAAACGAUUUCAAACCGGCCGUUGCUAGUUACAUUAAACAUUAAGCUUCGUAUUACUCAUCGCGCGCAAGGAAUAACCGAUAACAAACCAAUAAAACAAAAGUCAAAAGUUUUCUAUACUAAGAGGAAAUCGAUAAAGUGUCUUAUUUACAACUAGAAGAGUAGUAAAACCAAGAAUUGAAACAAAAAAAACACACAAAAAAGUAGGAAGAUUUUACCAAUCGUACACAAGUGAUACAAAAGAGAAGAAAAGUGUCUCCAAGUCAAAAGGAAAACGCAACAUAAAAGAAGUAACAAGUGAUUAAAACAGUGUAACCUAACACACCACAAGAAAAAGUAUUCAAGUCAGAGUUGGUAAACUUAUGCAAAACUACAACGGCACACACAUUAGUUUGCAAUAAACUAACUUGUCGCAGCGAGCGGAGAAUUCGUUACUCGUUAAACGCAACGGAAGAAACUGAAAAGAUCAGCUUGACAUCGGCAGCAGCAGCAAAAACGCCAGCCAGCCAUCCAUCCGAGCCGGAAGAUAUAAAUUCAUCUCGUGGCCUUUUUUUUUUCGUACAUGAACCACAAUUUUCGGCGAUCCGUCUCGCAACAGAAUCACUGACCUAAUGACGAUGGCGGAUGGUAGCUAUGACCCAAUGGGGCACAUCCAGACGGGUCGGCAGCAUCCUCACUCGCACCAUCCGGCGCACCAUCACCAUGGUACGACCGGUGGUGGCGGCGGUGGAGGUAACACCUUCCACCAGCUCGAAACCCUGCAGCUGCUUCACCAGCGGUACCAGCAGCAACAGCUGGCGGCACUCCAGCAGCAGCAACCGUCCCCGUCCAGCGUAGAGAACAACAACAACCUGCCCUCGACGGCCAACCACAAUCUGUUCCGAUCGGAGCAGAAGAAGCACAAGCGAAAGCGACUGUCAGCGGUCCUGGACAAGCUGCACCACAACGGCGUAAACCACAACAACAACAAUGUCGGCGAGGUCAGCUACAAAAUCAAGCGAUCAGAGUCGCGCUCCAGCGCCGAAGAGUCCGUCGAAGAUGUGUUCCCGUACUCGGCCAGCCCCCGCAUCAGCGUGAGCCCACUCCGGCUCAACGAGUCCGACGAGAACAACAUGAACCAGGUACAAAUCAAACAGGAACCUCAACAGUAUCUGUACAAACAGCUGCAGUACAUGAACCCGCUGGCACUGUUCAACUACUUCCCGCAGCAAACCAAACUCCUGUAUCAGGAGAUUGCUCGGGCGCGGAGCCACUCCGACUCGGAACUUCAGCAACAGCAGCAGCCGCCUCAACCGAAACCCGAGGAACCCUCCUCCCCUGUCGCCACCCCACAGGAACCUCAAGAUCCGCAGGAAUACCCGCUAGAUCUCUCCAUGAAAUCGUCCCCUUCACCGUUGGCCUGCUCGCCGGCCGGCGGCGCCUCCCAGCUGCUCCACAGCACGCCUAGUCUCGAGUCUGUGAUCAAGCAGGAACCGAAGUUGACCUUCACGCCGCCCCCUGCCCAGCACCAACCCCAACCCCAACCCCAUCAGCUGCCAUCGAUCGUCAAGGGUGACGUCGCGUCCAACAACACCAAAAAGUCCGCCGCCGCGUGCUACAACCUGAACGUGUCGCCCGUCGUCGAGGAGAUGCCGCCCGGGUCGGACGUCGCGUACAUGUGCCCCGUCUGCGGGCAGCUGUUCUCGCUCCAAGAUCGGCUCGCCAAGCACAUGGCGUCGCGCCACAAGAGCCGCUCCAGCUCGACGGACAUCACCAAGUCGUACAUGUGCGACGUGUGCCAGCGGUCGUUCGCGCGGUCCGACAUGCUGACGCGGCACAUGCGCCUCCACACCGGCGUCAAGCCGUACUCGUGCAAGGUGUGCGGCCAGAUCUUCUCCCGCUCGGAUCACUUGUCGACCCACCAGCGGACGCACACCGGCGAGAAGCCGUACAAGUGCCCGCAGUGUCCGUACGCGGCCUGCCGGCGGGACAUGAUCACGCGCCACAUGCGGACGCACACGCGGUACGAGCGCAGUGGCAGCGCCGGCGGCGGCAGCAACUCGCCCGGCUCCAGCAGCCCCGCUUCGAUGGACUCGAAGCCGCUGCUGUUGCCGGUGGUGAGUCUCGCGUCCGGGGCGAGCGCCCGCGCCGUGAAGAAGGAAGCGUACGGCAGCGGCAGUCCGGGCGGUUACGUUAUCGAAACAAAGACUGAAUCCUAGACACACGUAAAAUACGCUCUCGAAUCAGGUUCAUCAGAGUAGUUUGCAGUGUUAGUUCCGGCAUUUUUUUUCAUUAUUGAUUUCAAUUGUUGUGUUUACCUUAUUUUACGAAAUUUGCCAAUCUCUCUUGUGUUAGUAGCUUUAGAGUGUUUCCUACUUUUUUUCAUUGAUUCUUAACUGUAAGAAAUUUGAACAAUUCCCGAACUCAUUCCCGUAGAAAUUUUACUAGAAUUAAAUUUCUCCCCCUCACUUUUCCGUGUUUCAAAAACAGCAAAACGUACACAAGUAAGGAAAAAUCAGAGAACAAGAAGAAAUCUCAAAGGUUGUGAAUUAAAAAAAACUAGAAUAGAAGUUUUUAGAGGUUAAUUAACACGAUGGCCACAAACACAAAUGACAAAAGGUCCGCAGCGCCUCUUUCAGUUUGCUCACACGCACUUGUCUUCACACCCAGAUUGGUCGUGAUAGUCGUAGGAUCCUCCCCGUAAACCCACACACAUUCCCCCCUCCUGAGAAAACCCUAGUCUAGUAGUGAUUUCAGAGAAAACGAAAAAAACGUGAUUUCGAAGCUUGCCACAACAUCGAUUUCCUACGCACAUUCCCCCUUCGUUCGAUAUUUGGACAGCGAAACAACGUGGCGGUAGUCCCCACUCGCAACAUGGUAGAACGAUAUAGUGACAUCUGUAGGUAGUAGUCUAGUGCACAAACACUCUUACACACACACUAACAGAACAACAACAACUUUACAACAAACAAACAACCAAAACGAAAGUACGCCUUAAACCGUGUGCCUUAUUGUGAGUACGAACAACUCUCUCUACACACACACACAGUUAGAACAGAACACAAGAAGAAUACACUUUUUUACUGUAGAACAGAACACACACAAACACACUAAUUACACGCAAGUUCUACCCUCCAAAACUUCUCCAGGAUCCUCCCACACUGAAAAUAACAGCAGCAGCAACGACUUCCUUCAAAUUAUCUCCCUUCCCCAAACCACGUGCUUCCGGUUGAUUUCAUUACCUUAAGAUAUCCCCAACUCUAGUACUACAACUACCACUACUAUUUCCUCCCCACCUCCUCUUCCACGAAUCCAUUUUCCGGUUUGACUCCGACUCGGACAAGUAAAGACCGGCAGCGCAGUAAUCCCAACAACCAAGAAGCUAUAUAUUUAUGAUAAUUAUCUUGAGCCAGAAGGAACAAACUAAUCACACACACACACUCGCACACUCACAGCCAGCAGCAGCAGCAGCAGAAAAACUACUGCAUGAUCUUAAUUUAAAUUUUCAAUCAUGCAAAUUGAAUAUUAAAGUCAGCCAGACUUGUUGCCUCAAACUAUUUUUGCUUGCUUGCUAGCUUCUCUUCUCUUUUUUCCCACAGCCAAGCUUUUGCGUUCAGCCUUGUCUUCUUUCAUUAUUGUUGUUGUUUUCCGGCUUUUCUCCGAGUUUUUCUGCAGUUUUUCACUGCCACCACCCCACCCAGAAACCCUGGAAGAAAAGGAGCUCAACUGCAGCCGUUUUGCGGUAGAAAAAUUCUCCAUUUCCGGCCCCCACACUAAACACCCCCGCAGUAUAAGAACCACCCAACCACCCUCUCGCGUGGUCAUAUUUCGCGUUCCCCGGUAAGGUUGAGGGGAAACGGAAGUUACGCGGCAGAGGUGAUUACAACCGCACGGCAUUUAGUGUGCUGGGGGAGGUCAGUUGUGAAAAAGCAGGGAAGUUUUGAGGAGGGUGUAAAGUACCAUGCGUUUCCAUUGAUGAAAAUAAUUCAUUUUAAAUCGCUUUUUCAAGUCAAGUCAAGUAAAAUUCUGAUUUGUUGAAAAUCAUGAAAUUAUUUUUUGUUUCAAAUAUUGUUCAAUGUUUUCAAGUUUUAAUCUGAAACCCCAGCAAAAUCAGAUAUAUUAUGUCUCUUUGAUACAAAAAUUAAACGUUUGAUAAUUUGCUCCAAAAUAUCAAAACAAUAAAUUCGUGCUCAGAGCAUUUAAAUUUUAGCAUAAAAACAAAAAAGAGUAGAAACUUAAAAAAUGGUUCUUUGUUUUGAUAUUUUUGUCAAUUUCUUCCUAAAAUUUUUAAUCAAUUCUUAUUUUAAAAAAUUUAAGAAAUUUAAAAAAAUUAAACGCAGCGGGAUUAAAAUAAAUCUGAGUAAAAUUUUACUGGUGUAAUUUUUGUCAUCGAUUGCACUUGCUUAUUUUGAUUUUUUUUUUCUGAUAAACACUUCAGUUUUCAGUCAAUUGAUUGCUAACAUAUUAAUUAGUCAUGAUAAUUCAACAUUAUUAAUAUCAAUAUUUUAUUUUAAUUGAAAUUUUUCAAUUAAAAUCUUGAAUCACAAAUCAAAAUAAUAAAAAAGUGUACAGGAUUAAAAAAAUCGCUGGAAACGACCGGCGACUCAACGACCGACGAAAUGGGCGGCGGGCCAGAUGCGGGCAUAAAAAUGUCAAAAUCACUUCCCCCCCUCACUUCGUCUCACCAUCCAGCUGCAGCUUUGUUGACAAACAAACGGAGCACGCGGCAUCGAGCCAGAAUUGGGGGUGAUCAUGUGAUUAAAAAUAGAUGUUUUUUCAAGAAAAAUAAUAUUUUUCCGACCGAAUAAAAAAAUUGCGACCAUGUUCAAACAAUUAUUCCUAAUGUCGGAGAAGUGAUAAAAAAGCAAAAUUUAAAUCCAUAAUUUUUCUACCAAUUGAAUUUUUUCACUCCAACUGGCAACCCCUAGGUCUAUCCACGACCGUUUCCAAUGACCGUGAGAAGAUGCCAGAAAAUCAAGCUACGAGCUAAAUUCACAAUAUUUUUGAGAACAAUUUCGCCAUUUAAAAAAAAACAUCAAUUUUAAUCGAAUUAUUGAUAUAAAAAAUAACAAAACUACAAUGUAAAAACAAGCAAAAAAACUGUAUGAACUGUUUCCAGUUGAUUUUGUUUCCAUUUACAUUGAAAUAUUCUGAUGUUUUUUAUUCCUUUGGAAAAACUUUGAACAAUCAGUAUUAAAUCUAGAUUAAAUUUUCAAAAGGUCCUAUCUGCACAUCAAACCUAUGACUUAUAGGUUGUUUUGAAAAUUUACUUUGGAAAUUACUGACACCGUUUAUUUCCACAUUUGCAAUCAAUUCAAGGUAUUUUGGGUUCUUGAGACAAAAAUGGACCUAUUUGGAUUGUAGAUUGGAAAUGUAUUUUUAUUUAUAAAAAAAUAAAAUAUUUUGGAAAUAAUAGACUAAUUAUAUUUCUAAAGCUUUUUAAACGCUGGAUUUGAUUUGAUGUUUUGCCAUUUUCCCUCAACCUUAAAAAGACCUGAGGGCAAAAGAAUGGAAUAAUCGAAAAAAAAACUCAUUUUCGCUUGCGAACACAACACGCGAAAGAGAGAGGAGGCGAAUCACGGAAAAUGAAAUCGCUCCCGAACCAGCCGAAGAUUUUUUGUGAUUUUCAUUGCUAGCACCACUUUAAUUGAUUUGUUUUGUUUUAUUUACAUAUGUUGGUUAUCUACGAAGCCAUUUUCGACGUGUGACGUUACACCUGCAAGUGUAGUAGGAAAAUCGGUGUUCCGCUUAAUAAUCCAGGUGAUGAUUUUUUCGUCUUCAUUUUUUUCUUUCGUACGCAAGAGAUGAGAACCAUGAUCCUUUCCGAUUUUUUCUCUUGAUGAGCGUUUAUUUAUUUAUUUAUUUUUUGAUGAUGGUGCAAUACUGCAGAUUUUUUUUAUUUUAAUGAUAAAGCCGGUAAAAAUUUCAUUUAAAGUUCUAAAAUAUUUUUUCAAAAAAAUUCUAAAUUUCAAUGGAAAUUUAAGUGCAAUCAGCUGAAAUCAAUUUAAAAAGCAUUCCCUUGCGUUUAGAAUCAUUUUCAGCAUGUUUGGGUUGAUCACAGAAUCUUUUGAAAAUUUUUGAUCUUUAAUCUAAUCUAAUCAAAUCUAAAAAAAUAAAAUAAAAUAAAAAUUAAAAAAAUGAAAAAAAAAUGUUUUCAUAUUUUUUUUUAAUUUUUGAUCUUAAGCAUCGCAAAAAAAAUUUUCGUUGAUUUUUUUGUUUUUGUCAAAUCUCACAUUUUUUGAAAGCUAAUGAUUGCAAAACAACUGAACUAGUGUGAAAUGCAUUUUAAAACACUUUUUUGCAAUUCCGUCGUGAAACUACGUACUUUUCCUGUCAUUCUUGAACGACGAAAUAGCCUACUUUUCUGUACCAAAAAUAACAGAAUCGAAUAGCAACACUUUUCAACAUAAAUGCUGAAAAGUUCUACUUUUCAGCACUGAAAUGGGUGCUGAAAAGUUGAACUUUUCAGCACUUGUUUGAAAAGUAACACUUUUCAACAUUUUUUUUAUUUAAACGAUUUAUUGACAAAAUACAUGAAAAUUUGACUUAAAAUUUCACUCAAUGGGUGUUUUUCGGAAUUGCAAAAAAUGUUGUAUGGAACUCGUUGCAAAACUUGAUUUUUUCAGCACUCUUCGUAUUUAUCCAACUCGGUGAACCUCGUUGGAUAAAUGUACGACUCGUGCUGAAAAAAUCCUCUUUUUGCAACUUGUUGCAUAAACUACUAUUUGAAUUCAAAUGUUGAGACUAUGGCUUGUUAUUUCAAUUUUUAUUCAUAAAAUGGCAAUAUUUGGAAUGAAAUGGAUUUUUAAAUAUUGAAUGAUUACAGAUAAAUAUAUUUUACAUACAAUAAAUCUACCAAUAUAUCAUACAAUUUAAUUGUUUGAAGAUAGUAAAGUUUCGAAAAGAAGUUUUUUCAAACUCAAAUUCUAAGAUUUAAAAGCGGGUUCUAAAUCCAAACGAUUCCAUGAAAUUUCACACAGUUUUUUUACCUUUUAAAUUUUAGUUCAACAAUAAAAAAACGCAAAUAAACCUAAAAAUGCAUCACAUCUGUACGCCACUGCCCCAUAAUUAUCGCCGUUAUUACUUCAGAAGACCCCCCGAAACCCCGGUCACGAACCUCCCCCUGCCCAACCAGCAUCGGCACUAAAUCAUCCCUCUUACACGCACGCAAACUGGGUCACGUCACAUACUUUGCACGCACGAAAAGCUUUUUUUUCGCUGGUGCACACGGAGCGUCACGUGCAGCACCCCCACAAGGUCCACGUGUCGUCCUUUCUUACGCCAGCACCCCCAACAUUAAAAGCUUUCCAUCACCCUCAUGGGAUGGAAAAUUUGUGGUCGAAGGGGGAGGUGGUGCAAAAUAGCCGCAAUCUGCAUUGCACCCCAUUGCAUGGGUUGCAGUAUAAAUUUGUGAGCGCACGUGUGUGUGAGUGUGCCUUUUAAAAUAAUAUAGUUUUACACAGCUUACAGCAGUGACUGUCCGAGGUGGGGGGCCAGCGAGGGUGGAGCCCACCACCCUUUUCACCCUUCUUGUUGAGGUUUUUCCGGAGUGAAAUAUGAGCUGGUCUAAGCUACUGCUGCUGCUGCAUCAGGAACCAAAUGGAAGGGAAAAAAGUGCAUAAAGCUUUGGCUUUCAUCCACUAAAAGUUACCAAGGGAGGUUUGGGGAGAGAAUGAAAAUUUAUAAAAGCAUUACUAUGUGUGUGUGUACAGCGUGUACGUGUGCCUCUUUGAAAAAGUACAAUUUUCGGGUGUUGGUCGACCAUUUUGAGGGGAGGUCGAUGGCGGAGGGGGUGUUUGAGUAAAAGUUUUGCCUCAUUCCCUCUCCCCAAGGGUGGUCGUAAUUACUUUUGGGCUCCCCCUCCAGGUCCGUGCAGCAGUAGGACCUUUUUUCCAGGACGACAGUCCUGCUGGAGUCUGCAAUGCUCUGGGGACGGUCUGCCAAGUUCCGGAAUAUAUACGGGACAGACAGUGUGGCGGGUGCCACCGUGACUUGGACCUUUUUCUCGGGGAGGUCGUGCCUUUUUUUGCUGGGAUUAAGACUGUAAUUUGCCGUCCUAAGCUGUGCGGUUGUCACUGGAAAUUUAGAACGCAAUCAUGGAAACGCAUGGUACUUCAUGUUUAGGGAUUGCCCAACGAAUCAAACCUCAAUCAAAUCGCAAAUUGAUCGGAAAAUAAGUGCAAUCUGCUGCGAAUUGAACUCUUGACUUCUGCUUCACCUUUAAAUCCACAAAUUUCCUUUUCCAAAUCCUUCUAUUCCCUCCUUGAAGCAAGCAACAAAAACCCUCACUAAAUCAAAUCACGUCGUAAAACUUUUGCAAGAAAGCGUUAAAUCAUCUAAUGCUACACCCUUAACCAGUGUUGCCAGCAAAUCUACUGCUUGGCAGCGGCUCAAAAAUGCUUUUUGUUCGAGCGCGUUUAGCCCCACACACACCCCGCCACAAUGGCAGUGACACACAGACAAAACCCACUCACACACACACACUCACAUUCCAAGAAGUUUCCUUUCUUAGUCAGCUUUAAAGCCAACUCCGUUUGUUUCCAACAAGUUCCUUUUCCUUUCUAAGUUUAAGUGCAACUCACACUACCUACACAGCUUAACAAACUUUAAAAAAAACUCGAGUGACAAUUUAACAACUUUAAAUCGCUGAGAACAAAUGAGGAGGAGAGAAAAAAAAAUACAAUUCUAAUUAAUAAUGUGCCAAAUUUACCGUUAGACAAGAUGAAUUUAUAUGAAACUGUGUAAAUCAAUUUUAACAAAACAAAUACGAGCAGCUCUAACCACAACUUUUGAUACUCGAACUAGGCGCGAAACUGCUUGAACUUUUUCCACCCCCUCUCUUCUAUCUCUUCCCGAAAUCGAAAGUAAAAACAGUCCAACAGUCCAAUCCACGCAAUAACAACUAAACAAAACACUUUUAAUAGCUACUAAAAAAGCAGUAAAGUCGCAAACGCAACACACAUUAAAAAAAAAUGAGAUCUCAUAAAUUAGAGCAGCAGCAAAACUAAUAGCUAACAAAACUCACAACUUUGCAGUUUUAGACUACAUACCUAAUACUACUACUAGAGCAAGGAGCUUUUAAUCGAAGCUUUUUUUAAUCGAAAGAGAAAUUGAGGAGGAAGAAGAGUUGCAGAAGCGACUUCUGAAAAGGGCAUUUACUAAGUAUAGGUUUCUUUUCUGUGGAAAACUCCUAGCCAGUAAGUUUUAGUUUUAAAUAAAAUUUAUUUUCGUGCUUUUUUAAACGUUAGUUAGGAUAUUUUAAUUCCAUUCGAGUGCGAUCCGCGUGUAAAUAUAGCUUUAAGUUUUCAUUUUAAAUUAGUUUGAUUGGGUGUUGUCGAAAAAAUAGUAACUGAAUGAAUUCUCGAAAAAUAUGUCACGUACCUUAAAAAACAAAAUUUAGUGCUAGAAAAAAAAUCGUUCCGCAAAGCAACCAAUUGCGUCAUUUUAAAUUUACCUUGAUAAAAAAAAACAUUUCAAAAAUGUGUUCUGUGAGGAUGCUUCAAACAAGAUGAUUUCAUCGUUCGACAUUUAAGGAAAAAAAACUAUUUUGUUGAGGCUCGUUAAGUUUGUCAUCCUUACCUUUUUUAUGUUUCCUCUUUGUGUUAGUCCAGUUUUUCCUUAAAUUAUUUAUUGGUUCCCGUUUUCAUAGAACAACGAAUGAAAAGAAAAAGAAAAAGCAAACGAACAAAGCGCCUGCAAGACCUAUUUAUUUAACUUGAAAGUCCUUGAUUUUUGCUCAUCUACUUUUAAAUACCCCCUAAGUUUACGGUUUCGAAACGAUUAUUUUUGUACUAGCGUUGAACUUUACUCGGAAAGCAGAAAAAAAAGUUCAAGUAAAACCUUUCAGUUGCAAGAACAGAACAAAAAACAAACAGAACACUUGUUGUAAAACAAUCGAUUAAGACACGUACACUUAUUAAUUUAUGACACGCAAGAGAAGACGAACUACAUUUGUAAUUGAAUUAUUCCUUAAGUUUACCCUUACUUAUUUAUUGUUAAGUUAAUUUUUGUAAAGCAGUUUUUAAACGUGAAUGAAUGGAAAAUUUUAAUGAAGGUUUCGUUUUGUUACAGUACAAAAUUAUUGAUCAACUGAUUUCGCUGAAUAAAUAAAAAAUGUUUCAACAGAA
This is a messenger RNA of Culex pipiens pallens (northern house mosquito), 11363 nucleotides long. It is a transcript of the gene klu, whose product is annotated as zinc finger protein GLI4. NCBI's taxonomy places the organism in Eukaryota, Metazoa, Arthropoda, Insecta, Diptera, Culicidae. Bases 1869 to 3455 code for a protein of 528 amino acids. Gene Ontology annotation, biological process: regulation of transcription by RNA polymerase II. The record is from RefSeq and is a predicted model, not a curated record. Gene Ontology annotation, molecular function: RNA polymerase II cis-regulatory region sequence-specific DNA binding; DNA-binding transcription factor activity. The transcript has 3 exons.